AUGUCCAACGUAGAAGCCGAUCAUACCAGAGACCCUUGCCCUUUGGUCAUCAUCAGUGAUUUUGGUGGUGCUUUUGCUAUGGGUGUAGUUGGUGGUUGUGUUUGGCACGGUAUUAAGGGUUUCCGUAACUCUCCACUUGGUGAAAGACGUUUGGGUGCUUUGUCUGCCAUUAAGGCAAGAGCCCCAGUCGUUGGUGGUAAUUUUGGUGUCUGGGGUGGGUUAUUCUCCACUUACGAUUGUGCAGUGAAGGCCGUUAGAAAAAGAGAAGACCCUUGGAACGCUAUUAUCGCCGGUUUCUUCACAGGUGGCUCUUUGGCCAUUAGAGGUGGUUGGAAACAUACUAGAAACUCUGCCAUCAGUUGUGGUAUCUUGUUGGGUCUUAUAGAAGGUGCGGGUAUACUUAUGCAAAAAUGGAUGGCCCCUCCAGUCCAACCAAUGUAUGAUCCAAACGCUCAACCAUUAGGAGCUUGA
Molecule: messenger RNA, 471 nt
Organism: Saccharomycopsis crataegensis
Lineage: Eukaryota; Fungi; Ascomycota; Saccharomycetes; Ascoideales; Saccharomycopsidaceae
Gene: TIM17
Product: protein transporter TIM17
Exons: 2
Coding region: 1-471 (156 amino acids)
Biological process (GO): protein import into mitochondrial matrix
Cellular component (GO): TIM23 mitochondrial import inner membrane translocase complex; mitochondrial inner membrane
Molecular function (GO): transmembrane protein transporter activity
Source: RefSeq, a predicted model, not a curated record